UCUCUCUCUUGGCUGGAAGCAGCUGGAUUGGAGUAGCUCAAAGUUGCCCUGCUGCCCGGGCGGGGCCUCUCUCUGUUAGGAACUGGGCAGGGAGGGUGCCUGCUCUCGCCCGACCUGGCUGUGCUUUGAAGGCGCGCACAGAGAGAGAGAGAGAGAGAGAGAGAGAGAGAGAGAGAGAAACACACUCACUCACUCGCAGGGAGAGGAGGAGACCCACACGCCUCCUUCUCUGGCUCCCUCCCCCUUCUCUCCCUCCUUCUCUGGCUCCGCUCCCUUUCCCGGCCGUCUCCUCCCUCCCUCCUUCCCUCCCCUUCCCUCCUCUUCCCUUCCCCCAGAGGCACCGCUGGAGAAGAGGGCGGACGCCUGUGUGUGUUUUCUUUUCCCCGGGUUGUUGUCCUCUCCUCCUCGGCCCCAGAGAGAGACUGAGAGGGAGAGAGCAGGAAUCCGCCUCGGUCUCUGCGCUCGCCUCGGGCGCAGCCAUGAGCGGCGGGGAGGUGGUCUGCUCGGGAUGGCUCCGCAAGUCGCCUCCGGAGAAGAAGUUGAAGCGCUACGCAUGGAAGAGGAGAUGGUUUGUGCUCCGCAGCGGUCGACUGACAGGGGAUCCAGAUGUCCUGGAAUACUACAAAAAUGACCAUGCCAAGAAACCAAUUCGAAUCAUUGACUUGAAUUUGUGUCAGCAAGUGGAUGCUGGAUUGACAUUUAACAAAAAAGAAUUUGAAAACAGUUAUAUUUUUGACAUUAACACCAUAGAUAGAGUCUUCUACCUAGUGGCUGACAGUGAAGAGGAAAUGAAUAAGUGGGUUCGAUGUAUUUGUGACAUCUGUGGGUUCAAUCCUACUGAAGAAGAUGCUGUGAAGCCACCUGGCAGUUCUGUGCCAGCCGCAACUGAAUUACCCUUAACUGUCAAUACCUCCCUGCCAUCUGCACAACCUGAACCGUCGCUACCACCUCCGUAUCAGCUGAUUAACAUCCCACCCGUCGAAUCUGCCUCAAGUCAAGAAGAUCCACAAGACUACUUGCUACUGGUUAACUGUCAGAGCAAGAAGCCAGGACCACCAAGCUCUUACAUUCUCUCAGAAGAAGGGGAGGAGUAUUUACUGCUGGAGGAUUUUGAAAGUAAAAAAGUUCCUUUGCAGUCACAGGCUGAUGCAUCAAAAGCAGCUUUUUCUGAAACAGACUGCAAUGAUAAUGUGCCUUCUCAUAAAACAUCUGUUCAAUCAUUGAAUAAGCAUACAGUGAAUGGAUUUUUUCAACAGCCAAGUGUGUAUGACUCUCCCCCACCAAGGGCUACCUCAGUGUCAGUAGAUGGUAGCCUUUAUAACCUUCCAAGGAGUUAUUCACAGGAUGUUUUACCGAAGGCUUCUCCAUCUGCAACUGAUGCAGAUGGAGAGCAACAUGUUUUCAGUGCCCCGUCUGUUCCCUCUUCUCUUGAUGCUCAAAUGAGGCACUUUUCCAUUAGUUAUGACAUUCCACCCACACCUGGAAGUACCUACCAGAUCCCACGGACUUUUCCAGAAGGAUCGUUGGCUCAGAGUUCAAAGCUUGAGACCAUUCCAGAUGUUCCUCCACCUCGGCCACCAAAACCUCAUUAUUCUUCAGACCGCUCACCUGUGGAAGCAUCUAGUAUCUCCCGUACUUCCUCAGACACUGAUAGCAGCUACUGCGUCCCUACGGGGAGCAUGCCCCCCUCACGCAGCAACACUAUUUCCACCAUGGAUUUCAAUAUAUUCCGUAGAGAUAUUGGAUCUCAAGAUUGCUAUUUUGUUCCACGAACAUUUGCGAAUGACAGAUCAAGUUCACUGGAAGGCUUCCAAAACCACUUUAAAAACAAAAGCCUACUAACUGUGGGAAGUGUUUCAAGUGAAGAGCUUGAUGAAAAUUACGUCCCCAUGAACCCAAAUUCUCCUCCACGGCAGCAUUCGAGCAGUUUCACUGAACCAAUUCAAGAAAUGACGAACUAUGUGCCAAUGACUCCGGGCACCUUUGACUUUUCGCUGUUUGGAAUGCAAGUCCCUCCACCAGCACACAUGGGCUUUCGGUCUAGUCCGAAGACUCCUCCCAGAAGGCCAGUCCCUGUUGCAGAAUGUGAACCACCGCCCGUGGAUAGGAACCUCAAGCCAGACAGGAAAGGUCAGAGCCCUAAAAUUUUAAGACCUAAACACCAUGGUUUAGAGCGAACAGAUUCACAAACAAUAGGUGAAUUUACUGCAAGAAGAAAGGUAAAACCAGCACCACUGGAAAUAAAACCUCUCCCUGAAUGGGAAGAAUUGCCAGCUCCAGUUAGAUCUCCCAUCACCAGAAGUUUUACACGAGAUUCCUCCAGGUUUCCAUUAUCGCCUCGGCCAGAUUCCGUUCACAGCACAACAUCUAGUAGUGACUCACAUGACAGUGAAGAAAAUUAUGUAGCCAUGAAUCCAAAUCAGUCCAGUGAUGAUCCAACUUUGUUUGGAAGUAAUAGUCUUGAUGGAGGAAGCAGCCCUAUGAUAAAACCAAAAGGAGACAAGCAAGUGGAAUAUUUAGAUUUGGAUUUGGACUCCGGGAAAUCUACCCCUCCUCGCAAGAAGAAGAGCAGUGGUUCUGGCAGCAGUGUUCCUGACGAAAGAGUUGAUUACGUUGUGGUUGACCAACAAAAAACUUUAGCACUGAAGAGUACGCGGGAAGCUUGGACUGAUGGCAGGCAAUCUACAGAAUCUGAAACUCCAAUAAAAAGUGUAAAAUGAAAGAGCUCAUCCCUUUAUUAUCCUAUUGAAAUGUUCAUAAAAAGUGCUGCAGUUAUGCCAUGGUAUGACAGAAAAGGACUGGGUUAUACUUUUUUUCCCAAACAUACAAAAUCAAGAUGUCAGCAGUGAGAUAAAAUAGUAACCUGUAUGAUUGGGUGAACUGUAUGAUGUGUAAUAUGUAUGUGUAAAAUAGUAUUGAUUAGGUCCCAGAAAACAGUUUGGCCUGAAGUUAAUACAUUUGUAGUAUUACAAUGGUUUAUGCACUUUUUUCCUGUUGAAAUGUUGGAUCAGCUUUCCCUAUCUAAUGUAUUUUAACACUUUUCUCCCCUUUGACACUACUCAAUAACAUUCUAGGAAGUAAGCUACUUGUAUCAUAUUAAAGUUAAGAUUUGAAGUGCAUUUUAAUAGUUCAGUACUAAUUAGUAAGAGAUAGUUUCACAGUUUUAAUCUACUUGAAAUGUCAAAAAUGAUUUGUUAAAUACCUAUGUUUUGUAUUUAAUACAUGCAAAGAAUAUCUGGAAGUCUACAGGUUACCUUCCUAACACAAAUGGCUGUGAGUUAGUCUUUAUGGGUUUUAGGAUUUACCCUUCUGUCUUUUGUAUGCAAUAGCACACUAAUAGGGGCACUCCUAGUGCAUUUUCACUGAUGACAGUGUUCAUUGUUCAGAGAGUGAGGAUUCUGCAGGGAGGGAUCUUUGCACUGAAGAAUUAAACACAAUACAAUCCCGCACACUGACAAUGGUGUGUAGUAUAAGUGAUCUCAACACUUUAAUUGCAAGCCACAACUUUUACAUUAUUUACAGAAGGUAGAAACUUUAGCAUCAGGUACGUACUCUAGCACUAUGGUGCUAACACAAUUAUCAGGUUUGAACAAUACAUUUUUAGUUUUGUACUGCUGCCAAGCCUUAGUAUUGGUUUUUGAUAUGAAAAUAAAUGAAACAGUUUGACAUUCACUGUUUGUAGUACUAGAAGAUACUGUGAUAUUUUUCUGUUUAAAUUAGAUUGCAAUUCAGAUGGAAAUAUUAUGUCAUGACACCAUAGUGCUCUUUCAAUGAUUCGUAUUAUGCCUAGUUUUCCGCUUAGCCUUAUAUUUAAAUUCCUAUGCAGUUGGUAUCUUUCAACAUCUUGGGCUGUUUUUAGAGAGAUGCUAUAAUAAAAUGAUCCCAUUUUUAAACAACAACAAGAAUUCCUCUCCCAAGGUACAGCAUUCAUAUUGAGUACUUUUAUUUCUUGAUUCUAUCCCUUCACCAAAUAAAUAGCAUCUCCAAGAGACUUAAUUUUCACAAAGUGGGAGGGGAAGCAUAGUUGUCUUUAAAGUACCUCUUAAUAAAUUCAUCGGUCAUGUCAUGAUGGAAAUGAUCUACUAAUUCACCCUUAUACAGUUGCAUUCAAGUAAUUUCUUCAUACUUCCUAAAUAUUGAAUGAAUUUAGAGAUAUUGGCCUUAAUCACUGUGCCUAAUUGACCAUUUCCCUGCUUCCACCCAAUUGAACAGUAUGUAAAUCUUCUUUAUUCCUAACAAGGUUUCUUUUUAAAUUAGAAGUAUUUUGAUGUUUUGAGUGUUUUUUUAAAAAAACUAAACAUGUUGCAUUUUGAGAUGAAUUUUAAAUAAAUUCAAAUUGUUCAGUU
Molecule: messenger RNA, 4346 nt
Organism: Anolis carolinensis (green anole)
Lineage: Eukaryota; Metazoa; Chordata; Lepidosauria; Squamata; Anolidae
Gene: gab1
Product: GRB2 associated binding protein 1
Exons: 12
Coding region: 480-2720 (746 amino acids)
Biological process (GO): signal transduction
Cellular component (GO): cytoplasm
Molecular function (GO): signaling adaptor activity
Source: RefSeq, a predicted model, not a curated record